Armigeres subalbatus is the source of this 2003-nucleotide messenger RNA. RefSeq lists its product as uncharacterized. NCBI's taxonomy places the organism in Eukaryota, Metazoa, Arthropoda, Insecta, Diptera, Culicidae. The record is from RefSeq and is a predicted model, not a curated record. The transcript is spliced from 2 exons. Gene Ontology annotation, molecular function: nucleic acid binding. Bases 584 to 1339 code for a protein of 251 amino acids.
GUCUAUAGUUUCGAUAGUCGGGAGAGUGGAUCGGAUACACUAGAAUAAAGUGUUAUCGUUUCAGUUAGCAAACCGCGCGUUUUAGUUUUCGUCGAAAGAAAGUGUUCGAGUGCCAACCUGUUGUUUCGAAUCUUUGGUGACCCCAUACCCCUACAUAUUUUUGGUCCUGCCGAACCGGAUGACCUGCGAUUUAUCUCGAACAAUCGCGGGCAGUGUUGAGUGCAUUUCGUUGCCGCCAAAGUGAACUCUUUUAUCCGUUGGCUUUCGAACACUUCGCCGCGGGUGAGCUACGUGAUAGCAAAGUGUGUUUGAACGCUGAAUCGAGUGAGCAAAGACUGCCCAAUAAAGUGCACCGAAUCGAAAGAAUUGGAACAUUGUUGUGGUCGCUGAAUCAUCGAUACGUGGAUAAGAUAGUGCAAUCGUGGAAUUUCUUCGACCAACUUUAGACCCUGUGUGGCGCGAAGACGUGGCUUGGCUUGGUUCCACAUUGUUAGUGGUGGACAAAGGACAUCAAUCUAUUCAUCGGAGGGAUCAAAGGUCGAGUUGUGGCGUAAUUGAUUGUUGGAUUGAAGGAAGGCCCAAAAUGAUCGAGUGCGAUAAUGCCAAGAACUUCAAGGGAGCAACACGGGAAUUGGCACAACUGCGAGCACAGUUCUACAACCAACAACACCAGGCAUCAAUAAUUGAUCAAUGUGCAGAUGACGGUACAGAGUUCAAAUUCAUCCCACCUCGCAGUCCCAACUUUGGGGGUUUGUGGGAGGCGGCGGUGAAGUCAUUCAAAAAACAUCUGCGGUCUACAAUAGGAAAUUCGAUCCUAUCCCAGGACGAGUUUGUAACGUUGCUAGCUCGAAUUGAAGCCUGCCUAAAUUCUAGGCCAUUAACUCCGAUGUCUGCCGAUCCCAACGACCUGGAAGUUUUGACUCCGGGUCAUUUUCUCGUACAUCGACCACUCACCUCUUUCCCUGAACCAAGUUUUUCCGAACUACCAACAAACCGUCUAGACCGUUGGCAACAGAAUCAAGAGCUACUCCGUCGCAUUUGGAAGCGUUGGAGCAUUGACUAUCUGUCUGGCCUGCAACCUCGCACCAGAUGGACUCAGCAACGAGAUAACGUCAACGUCGGCACCCUAGUCCUUCUGAAAGAUGACAAUCUUCCACCUCUGAAGUGGAGAUACGGGCGCAUCCUCCGAGUCUGCCGUGGUGCGGAUAACCAUAUCCGUGUUGUUGUCGUGCGGACCGCCGACGGGGAGUAUACACGGUCAAUUUCGAAGAUAUGCGUUCUACCGAUACACCAUCCCGCAUCUGAUGUUGCUGCUGUGGAUAAUCCAAAUUCCAGAUGACUGAAGUCUUCCAUCGCUUUGCUUCGGCAUUGCGCAACAUGGAGGCCUUCGGGCCUCCGACCACGUAAGUUUAUUUUUCAUUGAAUUUUCAAAAAGCCUAAAGAAUGUUUCAUCCUCCGGCAUGUCUUGGGUCAUCGAUGGCUGCUCCAACCACGAGUACGCCCAACCAUAACGAUCAUCGAGCUUCCCGCCUCGGCCGUCAGCAGAUUGUGGGAGAAAUGGAGAACAGGAACGUCAUGGGCCGAAAGAACAACAACAGCACCCGAGCUUCCGCUGCGAUACUGAACUCUCAAUGCAGUAGACGACAUUCAAGUGAAGAAGUGAAUUAUUAAUGUUGAAAGUCGACCCUUUCAACGGGGGCCGGCGUAUGUUUAAGCGUAACUGUUAAAAGCUCAAAAUCAAAAUAUUUCCAAUUAUCAUUCCGCAUCCUGUAAAUAAUAUUAGAGUAUCCUAUUGCUUCUUCAUCACCAGCCUUCAGCUGGCGACUGAAACACACUCGUAGAGGGUAUGAUUGUAUUGUACACAUGAUAUGUGAUCUCUGCGAAGAUCAGAAAACGAAUUCAGUUCAAAUAAAUCCAUCCGAUAGUUCACAUCAUCCGCGUCUAUAGUUUCGAUAGUCGGGAGAGUGGAUCGGAUACACUAGAAUAAAGUGUUAUCGUUUCAG